AUACAUUUGACUUCUUCCGUGUUUACCUGCAGCUGGAGUCUCGCUAAUGGGCGGUAAUUGCUGAAUUGAACAAGUCACAAACGGAGCUACAUAUUUGUGCCCUUCGGUAGAAAAACAAAAACAAACGGGAAAAGAGAAAUGAGCUAAAAUAAGAAGAAAAUUCAAAAAAGUUUCACCGAUUAAAAGGCUUUUGGAGUUUUGGUUUCGUUGAACUCAGCCAAAGUUUUCCAACAUGGGAUGUUGUAGCAGCACCGAGGUCAAACGUGACUGGAAACCGCUGGAGCAGCGCAGCUGCACGGACGUCCCGUGGCUCAUCGUGUUCGCCUUGUUUUGUUUCGGCAUGGUGUGCAUUUGUGUCUUUCCCAUCGCCACAGGAGCUGCGUCCAGGCUUAUCUCUGGAUACGACAGUUAUGGCAACACGUGUGGCAAGAAUAACUCCAAGGUCGAGGGAGUACCCCUCAGUGGGCAGGACAUGAGGGAAAAUAGGUAUGUUUUCUUUCUAGACCCAUGCAACCUUGACUUAAUUAACAGGAAGAUCAAGUCCAUCGCUCUGUGUGUCUCCAAAUGCCCCGCUGCUGAGCUGAUGACUCUCAGUGAUGUGAAGCAGUUUGCUCUGAAAAACGGAUCUCAUCUCUGCGCUUAUGAUAUUUCCCCUACAAGAUACACAAACCAUCGAGACGUAUCCACCAAAUGUCCCAAACUCCCUGUUCCUCCAAGUAAGCCAGUCCCACUGUUGCACCGCUGCGUUCCUGUGGACGUCGGCUGCUAUGCGGAAUUCGCCGAGACGUUCAUCAAAUUCGUCGGUGACAACAGCGUGCUGCGCCGGGUCAUCGCCGGGGUGUUGGCCAGCAAGGAGAUCAUAAUGGGCCUCUGCGUGCUGGCUUUAGUUCUGUCCCUGAUCAUGAUGGUGGUCAUCCGCUACAUCUCCAUGGUACUGGUGUGGAUCAUAACGGUCCUGGUGGUCAUCGGCUCCAUAGGUGAGACAGGCUUCUUCUGUGUCUUUUACACGGACCACAAGAAGGCCUUCGCCCAGAGCAGCUUUUCAGUUUUUGAGAAAGAAGUGGCCUCGGACACCGCCAAGCCCCUGCGGGUGUACCCCAUUUUUGUUACGGUGUCCCCGGUGGUUCUGCUGCUUGUGAUGUUCUUCAUGAGGAAGCGGGUGGCCCUCACCAUCUCCCUUUUCCACGUGGCCGGUAAAGUGUUUGUCCACCUCCCUCUGCUGGCCCUGCAGCCUUUCUGGACCUUCGUCUGCCUCAUGCUCUUCUGGAUCUACUGGAUCACUGUGCUUCUGUCUCUCGGAACUUCAGGCACACCAGUGAAAAACAACUCUACGGGUCUUGUUGAAUAUCAAAUGCAGGGGCCUCUUCAGUACUUGGUGUGGUAUCACGCCGUGGGGCUCAUCUGGAUCAAUGAGUUCAUACUUGCCUUCCAGCAGAUGACCAUCGCCGGAGCCGUGGUCACCUACUACUUCACGAGGAAUAAGUCCCAGUUGCCAGCGACCCCCAUCCUCUCCGCCAUGGCGCGGACCGUCCGUUACCAUCUGGGUACUCUGGCCAAAGGCUCCUUCAUCAUCACGCUUGUAAAGAUCCCUCGUCUCAUCCUGAUGUACAUCCACAGCCAGCUCAAAGGAAAGGAGAACGCCUGCGCUCGUUGCAUGCUGAAAGCUUGCAUCUGCUGUCUGUGGUGCCUGGAGAAGUGCCUCGCGUACUUGAAUCAAAACGCUUACACCGCGACGGCCAUCAACAGCACCAGUUUCUGCACCUCGGCCCGCGACGCUUUCCUCAUCCUGGUGGAGAACGCCCUCCGCGUGGCCGCCAUCAACACCGUGGGCGACUUUGUCCUCUUCCUGGGAAAGGUGCUCAUAGUCUCCUGUACGGCUUUCGCCGGCGUCCUGGCUCUGAACUACCAGAGGGACUACACCGUGUGGGUGCUGCCGCUCUUCAUCGUGUGUCUGUUUGCCUUCCUGGUGGCUCACUGCUUCCUGUCGGUCUUUGAGAACGUGGUCGACGUUCUCUUCCUGUGCUUCGCCGUGGACACCAAGUACAACGACGGCAGCCCUGGACACGAGUACUACAUGGACAAGGCGCUAAUGGAAUUUGUUGAGAACAGCAAGAAAAUGGGUUGGUACAAGCCCGGUGAUGGAGAUGGACGGGAGAUGAAGUCCAUGGCAUCUGGAGGGGCGUCUGCUUGACCGAGGGCCAGAAAAAAACGCCAAAACCACUACAAAGACAACCUCCAAAGCAUUCUAACAUUUCACUCCAGGGACAUUCUGAAGUAACAAUGGUCUUUUAUACUGAUACUACCCAGAGUUUAAAUGUACCUGGCGGAAUUUUUGGGGGGAAUAAGAGAUAAGAGUGAUUUUAAUUAAUUAAUUAAUUAAUUAAUUUGACACUAAUAUCUGUAAUAUGGCUAAUUUGGAUGUGGAUGUCAUAUUACUAAUGAUGUGAAUUUCUCUCAUAUUCCAUUUUUGACAUGGUUUUGACAGGGUUCAACAUGUUUGGUCAUCUUUGUUACAUGUUUAGUGUUAGCUAUAGUUUGAGUGGUUUCUUGUACAUUUUUUAAUGAAUGGCUAACAGUGUUUUGGCAAAAGUUGUUCAAGUUGUUUUUUUACUUGUCAAAUUUUAUACUCAAAUAAAUUAAAACAUAUAUUUGGAUGUUUGAUGUAUUUUAACAUAAAAACCCUCCAUAUGUAACAGAAUGUCUCGUGAAAUAGGGACGUCUGUCAAAAUCUUACACAUGAAAACAAAGAAACUAACUAAACUAAAAUAACUCUAACCCUUUAAAAUGGGUAGCUCUCCCCAUAACUGGACAUGUCCUAAAGACGACAUGAUAACACGUAUCUUGAGUAAUUUAUAGCACGAUGUAAACAUAGACUGAAACUAGAACUAAAAUAUUAUUCACAUAAGCAUGUCAUUAUAAUUAUCAGGUCUAAUUACUUAAACAGUCGAAUUUACUCUAUUAAUAGCAUGUUACAAAUACAGUUCUCUCUGUGUUUCCCUCUUUCUCUCUCUCUCUCUCAAUAUAUAAAUAUACCUAUAGAUAUAUAUCUAUAUAUUCUGUUAUAAACGUAUUUUCUCAGGUGCAUUCUCUUUGGAGGGAUGGACAAUUGAGAGUGGUCUUUUACUGUCAGUGGUUAAAAACAAAAAGGCUUUUAGAUUUGAAUGUCUAAUGUGGAAAAAUGUGCCUUUUUCUUCUAAAAGUGUCUUUUAGAAUAUAAUUCUUUAAAGCAUACCGUGCGCUAAUGGUUCAUCAUAACUGGUCAAUACGUCAGUGGUCUGUAUUAUUGUAACACAAGUACAGGUUCUUGAAUCUUUGCAAUUGUUUAAAAACUGUAAAUAAUACAGGUGUGUGAUAGGAAGUGAAA
This is a messenger RNA of Gasterosteus aculeatus aculeatus (three-spined stickleback), 3364 nucleotides long. It is a transcript of the gene slc44a1a, whose product is annotated as solute carrier family 44 member 1a. NCBI's taxonomy places the organism in Eukaryota, Metazoa, Chordata, Actinopteri, Perciformes, Gasterosteidae. Gene Ontology annotation, molecular function: transmembrane transporter activity. The record is from RefSeq and is a predicted model, not a curated record. Gene Ontology annotation, cellular component: membrane. Gene Ontology annotation, biological process: transmembrane transport.